This is a messenger RNA of Phytophthora nicotianae INRA-310, 2028 nucleotides long. RefSeq lists its product as hypothetical. The record is from RefSeq and is a predicted model, not a curated record. The coding region runs from base 1 to 2028 and encodes 675 amino acids. Gene Ontology annotation, biological process: membrane protein proteolysis. The transcript has a single exon. Gene Ontology annotation, molecular function: aspartic endopeptidase activity, intramembrane cleaving. NCBI's taxonomy places the organism in Eukaryota, Oomycota, Peronosporomycetes, Peronosporales, Peronosporaceae. Gene Ontology annotation, cellular component: lumenal side of endoplasmic reticulum membrane; cytoplasmic side of endoplasmic reticulum membrane; Golgi-associated vesicle membrane.
AUGGGGCGCGUCCUGCCGGUCCUGCUGCUCCUGGCGCUGCCCUGUGCGGUCGCCGUGCUGCCUACGGGCAUCCUGUCGCUGGAUCUGCUUCCUCAGUCCCCCAAUGAGCCUCCAGCCUUCGCAGAGCAGUUUUGUUCGCCCAGUGCCGCCGCCGGAUGGGGCGUCUCACUACCUGCACGCUUCGAUUCCCGCUGGAAGACACUGGUACAAGUACCGAUAUCGAAUCGUGACGGCUGCGAGCCAUACGAGCUUGAACCUGCUACGUCAUUACACGGAUCUAUGGUGCUUGUAGACCGCGGCAACUGCUCGUUCGUCACUAAAGCGCUGAACGCUCAAGCUGCAGGAGCUAAAGGAUUAAUUAUCAGAGGGACUAAGAGAGCUGUGUACGAGGCCAUAGUUAGUCAUAAUAGCACAAACUCCAGUACGUUAUCAGAUAGCCACAAUGCUGAGCCAACUACCAGUUUAGCGGUGAUGGAUAAGCCAGUAUUCGAGUACGACUGCAGUAAAGGGGAGGCCUUUGUGGAUAAACUAGCGACGCCCGAGUGGACUACAGACGCUGAGCAAUGCAGUGGAGACCAUGGAUGCUCGUUCAAGUCGUGUGUGCUCACAGGCCACACGAAAAUGCAGGAGAGUGGCAAGAAAUAUCAGGUAUGCUGUAUGUGGGACACAUUCGUGCUCAUGGGCGUCACCAACCGGACGGUGGCGAAAGAGCUAGAGAUCCCCGUGGUGUACGUGACCAUAGCCAACGGACACAAGCUGCAAAAAGCCAUUGACAAACACUCAACUUCGUUGGUGGCACGUACGUAUCGACGGGAGCUGCCAUUCAUCGACGUAUCGUCGGUACUGUUGUGGGCGCUGGGUGUCGCUACUGCUCUUGGGGCGACGUACUACUCGGCCAGUCCAUUGAGACGCCAGGACAGUACAUUUUAUGAGCCGAAGCAACGUGGUGAGGAUCUACACGAGGAGAGUAGUCGUGAUGAUGUCUGGGAGCUGGAUGCUAGACACGCUGUGGGUUUUAUUGCGCUGGCUGGCGUUUUCUUGACGGUGUUCUACUACGUCAAACUAGGCGGUGUAAUUCCAGUGCUCUUCGCUGUAUCUGGUGCUGCUACACUGGCUCAAGUAGUGGGAACGCCUGGUAUGGAGAGGUUGAUGCCGAGUUCGGCGUCUCGUGAGGUCACAAUCCCGUUGUUAGGCGAUACUGCACGGUUGUCUGAGGUGCUUGGGCUCCUGUUUAGUAUUUCGGUUGCGGUUGUGUGGUAUCUACACAGACGCACGUACUGGGUACUGCAAGAUAUUAUGGGGAUUUCGCUCUGCUUCGUGUUCCUACGGACUGUGCAGCUACCAAAUCUCAAGGUGGCUACGAUUCUGCUUACUCUGGCCUUCUGUUACGACGUCUUCUUCGUGUUCUUGUCGCCAAUCUUCUUCGGUUCCAGCGUCAUGGAAGAUGUGGCAACUGGUGGGCCUGCAGCGUACACUAAGACUGGCUAUCCAGGUGUGGACUACUGCGAACGAUACCCGAAAUAUCCGGCAUGUAUUGACCCAGAACCGAUGCCGAUGCUGCUUGUGUUGCCACGUAUAAUGGACUGGGCCGGUGGGGCCAGCAUGCUCGGGCUUGGUGACAUUAUUCUGCCCGGUAUGCUCCUCUCCUUCACGCUACGUUUCGACUACGCCCAUGGCUCCACGAACUACUUCCGUCUUAUGGCGAUUGGCUAUGCCGUGGGUCUAGCACUCGCAAACUUAGCGGUCAUGAUCACGGAUAUGGGUCAACCGGCGCUCAUGUACCUCGUUCCAACCACUUUGGGCUCGCUUGUCAUCGUGUCGAAGCGAAACGGAGACUUCCGAGCCAUGUGGAUUGGUGCAGGAGUCGAUGAAGAAGACGUGAAGAGAAGGAGCAGUGACGGACCGGGAUAUAAUGCUGUUGAGUCGGAGGAACCGCCCACAGGAAUCACUAUCGAUCCGCUAGGAAGAGGAAACGACAAUUCAAGAGGAGGAGAUCACGUACCGCUAUUGAGCUCAUCAAGCUCUUAG